Lotus japonicus is the source of this 1743-nucleotide messenger RNA. Its product is annotated as alkane hydroxylase MAH1-like. The transcript has a single exon. The record is from RefSeq and is a predicted model, not a curated record. Lineage: Eukaryota; Viridiplantae; Streptophyta; Magnoliopsida; Fabales; Fabaceae. Gene Ontology annotation, molecular function: oxidoreductase activity, acting on paired donors, with incorporation or reduction of molecular oxygen; heme binding; iron ion binding. Bases 53 to 1546 code for a protein of 497 amino acids.
AUCCACAUCUCAUUCCCAAUCAUAUCCAACUCAAAAGCUUUGUUGAUUUACAAUGGCCAUUCUUAGCUAUGCAGCAAUAAUUGCAGCACUCCUCUGUUUUCUAUACAUCUUUCAUAGAAAACAAUGUUGCAGAUACCCCCUCUUGGUAGAUUACCCUCUCCUUGGCAUGUUACCCCCACUUCUCUGGAAUCUGUGGAGGGUUCACGAUUUCGUAACCGACAUACUGAAAAUCCAUGGAGGAACUGGAGAAUUCACUGGACCAUGGUUCACCAAAAUGGACUUCAUGCUCACUAGUGACCCAACCAACGUGCACCACAUGAUGAGCAAGAGUUUUGAUAACUAUGUGAAGGGACCUGAGUUUCGUGAAAUUUUUGAAGCUUUUGGACAUGGAAUUUUCACUGCUGAUUCAGAGAUAUGGAAAUACAACAGGUCUCUGUUCCACACCCUGUUCAAGAACAGAAACUUUGAGGCGCUUCAAGAGAGAGUCGUUCAGAAGAAGGUGCAGAGUACUCUGCUUCCAAUUCUGAGCCAUGUGCAGAAACAGGGGACAGAGGUGGAUCUGCAAGAUGUGUUUAAUCGGUUCACGUUUGAUAACAUAUGUUCCAUCGUUCUAGGAUGUGAUCCUAAUUGUCUUUCAAUUGAUUUCCCUGAUGUUGCAUGUGAGAAGGCUUUCAAUGAAAUAGAAGAGUGCAUCUUCUACAGACACACCCUGCCAAAAUGUGUUUGGAAGUUGCAAAAAUGGUUUCAAAUUGGUGAAGAGAAGAAGAUGAGUGAAGCAUGUACAACCUUCAAUCAAUUCAUCCUUGAACGCAUAGCUUCCAAGAGAAAAGAGCUAAGUGAAAAUGAAAGGGACACUCAUGAUUUUCUAACAAUUUUGAUGAGAGAAGAGAAGGGACAAGUGGUGCAUGAUGACAAGUUUUUGAGAGAUGCAAUAUUCAACCUUUUUGUGGCAGGGAGAGACACUAUAACUUCAGCUCUCACUUGGUUCUUUUGGGUUGUUGCUACAAACCCAUCAGUGGAAGCCAAGAUUCUUGAAGAACUCAAAGAUAAUAACUUUGUGGAGAAUGAAAAGAUGCUAGGAGUGGAGGAUGUGAAAAAGCUUGUUUAUCUCCAUGGUGUUAUAUGUGAGUCUUUGAGGCUCUUUCCACCAAUUCCUUUUGAGAGGAAACAAGCAAUUGAAUCUGAUGUGUUUCCUAGUGGGCAUCAUGUUAAUGCUAAUGCAAUGAUUUUGAUUCCUUUGUAUACAAUGGGGAGAUCUGAAGAUGUGUGGGGGAAAGAUUGCUUGGAGUUCAAGCCAGAGAGAUGGGUUUCUGAGAGAGGAAGCAUUGUUCAUGCACCAUCUUACAAGUUCAUUAGUUUCAAUGCAGGGCCAAGAACUUGUUUGGGGAAGGACUUGUCCUUCAUUCAAUUGAAGAUCAUUGCUACUGCUGUUUUGAGAAACUAUCGUGUUCAUCCGGUGGAAGGUCAUGCUGCUAUUCCAAACUUUUCGAUUGUGCUUCUUAUGCAAGAUGGUUUGAAGGUUAGGAUAACAAAGAGAGAGAAUUGAUCGAAGAAUUCCCAGUUUUAGAAGUAUUAAAGUUGUGAAAAUGAUUCUCAAGCGUAUGUUUCUACUAGACAUUCAAUAGACAUAUGUGUUAGCAGCCGUUUUUUAUGCCACUUUUGUUUACGACAAUAAAUACUAAAAAUCGGUGUUACAAUGUAUGUUGAUUAAAUGUAUAAUAAAAAUGAAAUGUUUACAUAUAA